Molecule: messenger RNA, 1235 nt
Organism: Stylophora pistillata
Lineage: Eukaryota; Metazoa; Cnidaria; Anthozoa; Scleractinia; Pocilloporidae
Biological process (GO): homophilic cell-cell adhesion; synapse organization
Cellular component (GO): plasma membrane; neuronal cell body; axon
Molecular function (GO): axon guidance receptor activity
Source: RefSeq, a predicted model, not a curated record
UUGGCCCUUGAAGAAGUAAUUUUCAUGCUCUACAGGCUUACGACAGUUUUGAUGUCCGUUCCAUGUUAUGGAGAAAUCAAAGACAAAACCAGCUUCUAACUCUCUGAUGUUUUCAUCAUUAUUUCUCUCCGUUGUUUGCUUAGCGGGACUGAUUCACGUCGAGAUCGAGCUUCACGCUCACCGACAAAUGCUUCAAGUCAUGAAUCAACCAAAUGAAGAGAAACUUGCGCUGAAGAACGCAGCAUAUGUCGAAAGGACAAAUGAGAGGAAUAUGUUACACCCUAACUCAUACAAAGAACCAAAAAUCAUGCGUCACAAAAGGUACGUAAAAAUCACAGAAAGGAGUUCGAACGCCAGUGGCACUAUCGAUCGUGAAGCGAUCAGAAAGGAAGUACGACUUGCUAUCAACAACCAAGCCUGCAGCGUCCACUGCCCCAAGAGCAUUAGGGGAAGACGUGGCAGACCUGGUCAAAGAGGCCCACCCGGCCAUCCAGGUAAGCAUGGACCACCCGGGCCGGAGGGAUUAAUGGGACCGAAAGGAAAUCAGGGCCUCCAGGGAAUUCAGGGACCUCCCGGACCAAUGGGCCCUCCUGGAGCUAAGGGUGAGCCUGGUAAAUCUAUCUCAGCUCCCUCUAUUGUGACACCUCGUAAGUCCACAGUUGUAAACGAAACUGGUACAGCCUCGUUUCAAUGUGAGGUUGAAGGAAACCCACAGCCUAAAGUCACAUGGCUGAAGGAUAACUCCAGUCUUCCCGUGAACAAACGAAUUAUUCCGUCAGAUGCAGGUCUUCUGAUAAAUGACGUAACGUCAAAUGAUGGUGGAAUGUACACCUGUGUAGCAAAAAAUAUUCUUGGAAGGAUGAAGUCAUUGGCUGAGCUGUCUGUUCAAGGACUGAUUCACGUCGAAAUCGAGCUUCACGCUCAUCGACAAAUGCUUCCAGUCUUGAAUCAACCAAAUGAAGAGAAACUUACGCUGGAGAACGCAGCAUAUGACGAAAGGACAAAUGAGAGGAAUAUAUUACACCCUAACUCAUACAAAGAACCAAAAAUUCGUCACAAAAGGUACGUAAAAAUCACAGAAAGGAGUUCGAACGCCAGUGGCACCAUCGAUCGUGAAGCGAUCAGAAAGGAAGUACGACUUGCUAUGAACAACCAAGCCUGCAGUAUCCACUGCCCCAAGAGCAUCAGGGGAAGACGUGGCAGACCUGGUCAAAGAGGCCCACCCGGCCAUCCAG